Schistosoma mattheei is the source of this 1050-nucleotide messenger RNA. NCBI's taxonomy places the organism in Eukaryota, Metazoa, Platyhelminthes, Trematoda, Strigeidida, Schistosomatidae. The record is from the annotation of a GenBank genome assembly.
GUGAAAUUAAACGGUGUGGUAAGUGUUUUAAUUUCAGGUUCUCAAGUAACACUGGUGUAUGAUUAUGAAAGAGGUGACCAAAAGAUGAAAAAUAGUUUGGUGAAUUUAUCAAAGAUUGAAUGACUAUUUGUUUGGACUUUAUCUCGUUACACGUGAUGGUUACUUUUAUUGAUUUUUUGAAUGAUGGUCUCAUUCACAUUGGUUUUGACCUUGGUAUAGUCUAGAAAAUGUGGCAUCGACCAAUCGGAUAAAUUCUAUCCUUACACUUGCCAAUCACAUACGUUUUAAUUGUGACUAGAAUGACACGUUAUCAUUGUAUUUAAACAGGAAUCAGGACGUAAACUGUGUAAUUGAUUUCAGAAAACUUGGUGAAUUACAGUGAGCAAAUAUGUUUAGAUCACAAGUAGCAGUUGUUUGGUUUCUCUUCUUUCUCCUGGUCUGCAAUGCAGAUAUCGUUGUAAAUACACUCUCCGUCCGUGUUAAGGAGUGGGAUGAAAUAAUUGAAAAUAAGGGAGUAGCACAAUCCCUAAAGCUUCUGGAUAGAUACUGUGCAAAUGUUGUGGAUGUGGUGAAGGAAUUGAAACCAAAGUUGAGUUCUGCUACUCUGUCAUGUGAUAUCGAUCACUCACAAAGGCCAAAUGAUAUCCGUGUCGAUACUGUUAAGGUUGAACUGGCAGUGUUAUCGAGUGAAAUGGAAAAGUAUUUUCAUCGAAAACGUGGUUCCCAUCGUUGAAGAAUUCACUUGAAUCGGGUAAUGUGAAUGUGAAUAGCGCGUGGAUAAUUGGUGAGUGAAUCACCAAUGCAUAACAAUUUUCUAGUUGAUAUCCACACUUGAUCAAUAUGUACGGUGUUCAGUUGAGAUAACAUAGCUUGCAGUUUUCAUCACUAAGUAGUAAAUAUACUGUACUCCAUUUCAGAUAUCGUUUCAGUGAGUGGUAAGUUCACAAUAAAUUCUGUAGUUUUGUGUAUUGUAAAAUCUGUUGAAGUCAGUGAUACUGAGGAAUAUUGAACACAAUAAUCUGUCAAUGUGGUGUAGGAAUUUAGGAAGUG